This is a messenger RNA of Schistocerca cancellata (South American locust), 1227 nucleotides long. Its product is annotated as mucin-22-like. Bases 1 to 1227 code for a protein of 408 amino acids. Lineage: Eukaryota; Metazoa; Arthropoda; Insecta; Orthoptera; Acrididae. The transcript is spliced from 3 exons. The record is from RefSeq and is a predicted model, not a curated record.
AUGAAAUCAACAGACACUCAAGCAACAGACACUCAAGCAACAGACACUCAAGCAACAGACACUCAAGCAACAGACACUCAAGCAACAGACACUCAAGCAACAGACACUCAAGCAACAGACACUCAAGCAACAGACACGCAAGCAACAGACACUCAAGCAACAGACACUCAAGCAACAGACACUCAGACAACAGGGGCUCAGGCAACAGACACCCAAGCAACAGAAACUCAAUCAAUGGGAACACAAGCAAUGGGAAAUCAAUCAACAGAAACUCAAGCAAUGGAAACUCAAGCAACAGGAACUCAAUCAACAGAAACUCAAUCAAUGGGAACUCAAGCAACAGAAACUCGAGCAAUGGAAACUCAAGCAAUGGGAACUCAAGUAACAGAAACUCAAACAAUGGGAACUCAAGCAACAGAAACUCAAACAACAGAAACUCAAGCAAUGGGAACUCAAGCAACGGAUACUCAAGUAACGGAAACUCAAGCAAUGGGAAGCCAAGCAAUGGGAACUCAAGCAACAGACACUCAACCAACGGGAACUCAAGCAACAGACACUCAACCAACGGGAACUCAAGCAACAGAAACUCAAGCAACAGAAACUCAAGCAACAGAAACUCAAACAACAGAAACUCAAGCAACAGAAACUAAAGCAACAGGAACUCAAGCAUCAGACACUCAAGCAAUGGGAACUCAAGCAUCAGACACUCAAGCAAUGGGAACUCAAGCAGCAGAAUUCAAGCAAUGGGAACUCAAGCAAUGGAAAGAACUCAAGCAACAGAAACUGAAGCAAUGGGAACUCAAGCAACAGAAACUCAGGCAACAGAAACUCGGGCAACAGAAACUUAAGAAAGAUAAGGAUGAGACAAUGGAAACUGUUCGAUCAGACCCGCAGCGGUCUGUCACAUUGACGGUACCGGGACGUGGUGAUGCUGAAGAGGAAUCACAACCAGUUGGCUCUCCAGAGGCAGAUGCUGUGGCUAUGGACACGAAUAUAUCACUGCCUGCAAAGAAGUGGUAUGACGAUAUUGAGGAGGCGCCGGACGUCAUACAGAGGCACCCGGCACGCGAAGACGGCCAAAUAAUUGCUGAAGACGCGGCGCUCGUCAUGGCGACCGAGAAGAGCGCGUCCAUUUGUCUCGCCGCCUGGCGGGCGGACCAGUUCUGCGCGGCGCCGUUGCUCGCGUGUGGCGCUCAUAAAAAGUACCGCAGGGAGUGCCCGCGCUAG